CGCGCGCCGCCGCGGGCGAUGGCGCUGCCGCCGCCCCUGUCCCUGUCCCUGUCCCUGCCCCUGUCCCUGCCCGCGGUCGCGGCGGCGCUGGUGGCCCUCGCCGCCCUCCUCCUCGUCCUGAUUUGUGCAAUUGCUCAUGUAACUGCCAAAAAAAUGCCAACCCUUCACCGACACGAAGAAGAGAAAUUCUUCAUAAGUGCUGAAGGCAGGAAAGAACCUGUACCAAGUAUACAUGAUCCCCCUACAAGGGAACUCUCUGUUGUUGUGCCUUCAUACAAUGAGGAAGACCGGUUACCUCUUAUGAUGGAUGAAGCUAUGGAUUAUCUAGAAAAAAGACAGAAACGAGAUCCUUCAUUCACUUAUGAAGUGAUAGUGGUUAAUGAUGGUAGUAAAGAUCAAACUACAAAGGUUGCAAUGGAGUACUGCAAGAAAUAUGGAAGCGACAAAGUGCGAGUGCUUUCUUUGGUAAAAAAUCGAGGGAAAGGAGGAGCAGUCAGGAUGGGUGUGUUUAGUUCUCGGGGGAAGAAAAUUCUUAUGGCUGAUGCAGAUGGAGCUACAAAAUUUGCAGAUAUUGAAAAAGUAGAAGAAGGACUAAAAAAUCUCCAGCCAUGGCCUAACCAGAUGGCUAUUUCCUGUGGUUCUAGAGCUCAUCUGGAGAAGGAUUCAGUAGCAAAGCGCUCUUACUUUCGAACUCUUCUUAUGUAUGGGUUCCACUUCCUUGUUUGGUUUCUCUGUGUCAAAGAGAUCAGGGACACACAGUGCGGAUUUAAACUUCUAACCAGAGAAGCUGCCUUGCGGACUUUCUCAACUCUUCAUAUAGAACGCUGGGCGUUUGAUGUGGAACUUCUUUAUAUAGCCCAGCGCUUGAAAAUACCUAUAGCAGAAGUUGCUGUCAACUGGACUGAAAUAGAAGGUUCUAAGUUAGUUCCCUUUUGGAGCUGGCUGCAGAUGGGCAGGGAUCUUCUUUUUAUACGACUGCGAUAUAUGACUGGUGCCUGGCAGCUUGAAAGAAGAAAAUGUAAUUAGGUUAUUUACAUUUUCCAAAUAUAUUAUUAUACUUAAUGGAACAUGAGAACAGUGUCAAUCAAGUGAAGUGGUGAUGAAAGCUGAGGUAAUUCUUCAUUGCUCCUCCUGUAUUUCAUUUUUGCAGCAUAUAUGUAUUUUGUAAAAUUGCCAGCAGGGAAUUUGUACAUUUUGAAAAGAGAAAGCAUUUAAGAAAAGAUAUUCUUACCUGGUAAUCAGGUUUUUAUUUUAUUAGAUAGUAACUUUGACAUGUCUUAUAAAUUAAUUCAAAUAAAUAUAUCUGCUUUUGUCUCAUCACACUUUUGGAAUUUCCAUAUACAUAUUAAAAACAGGCACUCUAUUGUACAUUGUGCAAUGUUGUGUUGUGAAUGACCACACCCAUUUGUUUCUGUGAUAUCUGGAAAUUUUAGGCCAUAUUGCAAUUUGGAAUUAUCAUUCAUGGUUUGUGCUAAUGCAUGUUUAGAUUCAGUGUUACGGGAAACAUUAAUGGAUUUUACUGAGUUACAGCAAUGAUGUUCGUAAGGUUGUUCUCAGGACUUCAGUAGUCUCUUGACAUUCCAAAUGUUUUUGUCUGAAGCUGAAAUAGUUUUCCUGAGAUCAAACUUACAGAUCAUGUACAGACUGUAGAAGGUCCAAGAGCAAGCACAUUUAGUUUUAAAAUGUUGUCUUUUAUAAAUGUGUUUUGUUCGUGUGUACUCAUUAUUCCUGCCUGCUCAAGGCUAGGGGUCCAUAACAUCUACAGGUCUGAAGUAAAGAGGGUGUGGAAAGCUAGUCCAGAGCAUGCUAAAAUGAGACCCAGUAUACAUGAGGGGGCUGUGUGUUACCAGUGCCAAUCUGAUGUUUUCACGCUUCAAAUGAGAUCAGAGAGGGAGGGAGGGGCCUUGAGUCUUUCAUAGCAAUGUCAUACUGUGUUACAGUACUGUAACAUAGUUUCAUUUGUGCUUUCAAAAUACUUGUGGAUUGCCAACAAUCUAAGCCAAUCUGUCUUUCAGAAACAUGUUCAAAUUUGAACAGAGGUAACGAAUGAAUGGUAUAUGGUUGUACUUUCACAUAUAAAUUCACUGGUGAUUUUUCUUACUCUUUCUGUAAUAUUGAACUUGAGUUUUGCUCCUGUUAGGGUUACCUCAGUUUUCUAUGAAGUGCUGGAAUAAAUUCUCAACAACUAUA
Messenger RNA from Myiozetetes cayanensis, 2190 nucleotides. RefSeq names its product dolichyl-phosphate beta-glucosyltransferase-like. The record is from RefSeq and is a predicted model, not a curated record. Bases 19 to 1026 code for a protein of 335 amino acids. NCBI's taxonomy places the organism in Eukaryota, Metazoa, Chordata, Aves, Passeriformes, Tyrannidae. Gene Ontology annotation, cellular component: endoplasmic reticulum membrane. The transcript is spliced from 10 exons.